UGCGCGGGCAGCGCACGGGGCGGCGCCGAUCCCUUGUUCGCCAUACUUGCACAGGAGCGCAGGGCAACGAACGCACUUACUGCAAAGGCACCUGAAAUCACUACUGCAUUAAACAUUAAGAGAAAUGUGUUCAGAUGAUAUCACAUAGCAGAGUUAGGUCAUCCACAAACAGCGUAAAGAGAAAUACUGCUGUUCCUGCUGCCGCUUCAUCAGCACCACCUCACAGAGCAGCUACUGAUCCAGUAGGCUGCACGCUUUCCAUCAGCAUUCCCCUCUGGCAUUGUUGUUGUGGUCAUCUGUUUAUCCAGUGAUUUACAACCUUUCCCCCAAGAGACAUGGCUGAGGAUGAGGUGACUCCGGAGCAGCUAGCAGCCAUUGCCGCCGAAAAUGAGGAGCCAGAGCCGGUGAACUACAAGCCACCAGCCCAAAAGACGGUGAAAGAGAUCCAUGAGCUGGAUAAGGACGAUGAGAGCCUACGCAAAUAUAAGGAAGCCCUGCUUGGCUCUGGGGUCACUGAGUCCGAUCCCAGUGUUCCCAAUGUUCAGGUGACUCAGAUGUCUUUGAUCUGUGAAAGCGCCCCUAACCCCCUGGUCCUCGACCUGCAAGGAGACCUGGAAGCCUUUAAGAAGCAGGCCUUUGUUCUGAAGGAGGGCGUUGAAUACAAAAUAAAGAUCAGCUUUAAGGUGAACAGGGAGAUUGUGUCAGGUCUGAAGUAUGUGCAGGAGACAUGCAGGAAAGGAAUGAAGAUUGAUAAAUCAGACUACAUGGUGGGCAGCUACGGGCCUCGUCCCACUGAAUAUGACUUCCUGACAACAAUGGAGGAGGCUCCUAAAGGCGUGCUAGCCCGCGGUAACUAUUACAUCAAAUCCAUGUUUACUGAUGACGACAAGCAUGACCACCUGUCCUGGGAGUGGAACCUCAACAUCAAGAAAGACUGGAAAGACUAAAAAGAGGCCUUUUGUGUUUUGUGGGGUUGAGGAAAAUCAAAAUCCCUCACCCCACCCCACCCCCAUGCGUUCCUCAGCCGUUCCCCUCAUCCCCGCCCUGUGUCCACCAUUUCUGCCUUCUUUGUUUUUACGUUGUCAUGCAUUUCAUGCUCUCAUGCCUUAGUUCCCACCUCGCUGUCUUAAUAGCCCCAGCAUCCUUCCCACCUCUCUGUCAGCAUCAGUAGCAGCAGCAGUAGCAGCAGCACCACCACCACCCCACCCCCACCUCCAACCACCACCACCCCACCCUCCAACCUCCCCUUUCAGUCCCUCAGUCCGUCCAGCAUUUCCCUACCUGCCCAACUUUUCAUUGGUUGCACACCAGCCACCACCGUUCACCUACCUGCAACCCCCCCACCAAGCCUUCACACCCCCCCACACCCAUGAGCUGUGCCAUGUAGCACCUUACUUCCCUCAUACCGCAGCACCUUUUCUUCUCUUUUGUCCCCAUUUUUUGCUGCUUGAAGAGAUUAACCCCCGCCUUCCACCUGUCCAGAAUGGUGUCUUCCUCUCUCAGUAUCAAGUACAUGUGGAUAAGCAACUGUACAAUCAACUUUUGUUUGCCUUUUUUAUAUAAUUGUAUCAAUGGUUGUGUAAUGUGACUGUAAUCACAUCACUGUUAAUCAGCUGUUGUGUUCAUAGCAGGCCCCACCACAUCCACCUGCCCUUCCCUCACCCUGCUACAUUCAGCAUUCCUUUGCUUGCCUACUUGCUUGCUGUCUUUUGAUAUAAUUACCAGUACCUGCCUUGUAAAAACAAUUCAUUCAGAGCUGCUCUUCAGCACCUCCCUCCCUACCCUAAAUGUGUUCACCCCACUCUCCCUUAAAUGGAGACUGGGGCCAAAGUGAACGAGGGAGUAAAAAGUAGAAGGGUAAAACAAAUAAAAUAAGCUGCCUUACGUAUCGAUUAAUGUCUAAACUUAUUCAUGUCUGUUAAGCAUGCCUUGUGUGCACGAACAGUGCUUACUUAGUAGUCUGUAUAUCAAGGGCUUACUCUCGCUACCAACUAAUCUGUAGCCCUGUUGUAGUGGAGACCAUUUAUACAGCUUACUGAGUUACAGCUCUGCACACACCCACUGCCCCCCUACCCCCACCCCACCCCCCAAAAAAUUUAACUGACCUUGUAAUUGGAGGGGACUGAAUGUUAAGAAUUGGAGAAAAGAAACCAAACCCAGUGAAAAUCUGCAUUGGCACUCUUGUUCCUUUUAGCCAUGAGGCCUUAGCACCGACUACGACCAUGUGGAGAUAAACAGCGACAAAUAUUAAUAAUUCAAUCUUUUUUUAUUUGUUAUUUCCCCUUUUGCCUUAAUGUACAUCAUUCCCCUACAAAGCCCCCCCGCACUCAUUCAGAUAGCUUCAUAACUCGUAGCCCCGCAGUCAGGAGAUCCCAAGUGUGGAGUAGUACCAGAGAAAGCACAGGAGGAGGCUGAGCCAGACACCGUCUGCUGCUGCCGGAGACCUUGAUGGUGUCUGGUCUCACCCACAGACAGACACUGAAGAGAGAAAAAAAACUGACCAGGCCUUCAGCCUUUUUACCCAGUGGCCCUCUCAGAAAGAGACCUCAGUGACAUGAAGGGUCAAGUGACACUACUAGAGAAACACAUGCUCAAUAUUUUAUCAGGAGAGGAGAGAGUUUUAAAAUGUAACUGACCGGACACACUAAAAUUGAAAUCAACUUGUACUGUACCAGAACAUAUGGAUGUAAAACUUUUUUUUGUUUCUUCUGAUAAUGAUAAUUAUGUAUUCCUGCUCCAUACAUUCCUUCACAUUGUACAGUUUCUAUAAAAACGCUGGCAUGCUGGUGGGGUUGUAUAUUCUGUCAUCAUUUGUGAUUGCUCUUCUUGGUCAAUAAAGAUUUUGCUCAA
Lates calcarifer (barramundi perch) is the source of this 2850-nucleotide messenger RNA. RefSeq names its product rho GDP-dissociation inhibitor 1. The record is from RefSeq and is a predicted model, not a curated record. The coding region runs from base 336 to 947 and encodes 203 amino acids. Gene Ontology annotation, cellular component: cytoplasm; membrane; cytosol. Gene Ontology annotation, molecular function: protein binding; Rho GDP-dissociation inhibitor activity. NCBI's taxonomy places the organism in Eukaryota, Metazoa, Chordata, Actinopteri, Centropomidae. Gene Ontology annotation, biological process: Rho protein signal transduction. The transcript has 7 exons.